UCCCGUGUUAGCCUGUUUCGUAGUUUACCUCGAUCCGGUUCAGACUGUUGACCGCGCUGGCCCAAAAAGCCAAGGUCUUUUCCUGUGAUUUGGAUAGGACUGGACUGUGAUUUGAUUUUUGAUUUGAAAGGCGUUUCUCAAUUCCUUUUCGAUGGUUUCCACCGGAACAGGAACGUCUCCCACACAUACACAAGGGGUCCCUGCAAGCCCUGAACGACAGGCUCGUCCCCGGUCUAGCGGCUUUUUCUGGGGUGUUCCACCAGCUGACAACUUUGACACUCAGUUUACUCCCCAAUCCGUGCCACCCCCAGGGACAAACGGAAAAGGGUAGGUAGUACGGAUAGUGACGAGGGGGGAAAAAAACCUCUCGAAGCAACGGGUGGGUUCCCCACGCCAACAAAAAUAAAAAGUGACAAGGGAGAGAAUGGAAAAAUUGGGUGGAGGAGACGCAAGAAAAUUUCGCAAAAAAAAAAAAAAAAAAAA
Colletotrichum navitas is the source of this 483-nucleotide messenger RNA. RefSeq lists its product as uncharacterized. Bases 152 to 331 code for a protein of 59 amino acids. The transcript has a single exon. The record is from RefSeq and is a predicted model, not a curated record. NCBI's taxonomy places the organism in Eukaryota, Fungi, Ascomycota, Sordariomycetes, Glomerellales, Glomerellaceae.